Molecule: messenger RNA, 315 nt
Organism: Cylindrotheca closterium
Lineage: Eukaryota; Bacillariophyta; Bacillariophyceae; Bacillariales; Bacillariaceae
Source: the annotation of a GenBank genome assembly
AUGAAGUCCUUCUCCAUCCUUAUCGCCGCCCUCUUCGCUGUCGCCGCCAAGGCAGAUAGCAGACUUCUUCAGACUGCCGCCCCUGUCGCCGUCCCCGUGAUGACAGUCAUGACCCCAACCAUGGCCACCCCAACGACUGGAUCUUCCGUCAAGAGUGCAUCUUCUUCCAAGUCUUCUUCUUCUCGCAGAAAGCUCCAAACUGCCGCCCCUGUCGCAGUUCCAGUUGCCGUUGUCACUCCCGUGAUGACAACCCCGACUACUGGAUCAUCUGUAAAGUCCGCAAGCAGUUCCAAGUCGUCUAGCCGAAGACUGUAA